AUGGACAGGAUGUUGUCUAAACUGGCGACAAAAACAGCGCACGAGACAAAAGAUGACGCAGAUAAAGUAGAAAGCCCUAAAGAAACAAAACUUUCUGCCAGUGAGUCAUUUUUGUGUCGCGAAUUUAAGAUUUCAGGACAAAUUGGUGAACCAAGCCACGCGGAAAAAUUAACAUUUGUGUCACUCACUCAAUCAAAUCGAUUCCGGGUUAAAGCGCCAGUAUAAAUGCGAAAUUGUCGAUGCUGUGAUUCGCGCUAUUUCCUUGCACAGCAGUUUGCGUAGUUACGUCAAAACAGUGAAUGAUUUGUCCCUGCCCAAACUAAGAAAGAUCCUUCGGGUGCAUCAUCUAGAGAAAUCUGCAUCUGAACUGUACCAACAGCAUGGCUACGAUCUUUCAACACCCGAAAGAGACAGCACAGCAGUCCCUUCUUCGCGCACUAGACUUACGUAACAAAGUAGGGUUCGCAAGCAAGAAUCAGACUGCGAAGUGCACUACGAUGAACCUAUAAUCCAAAAUACUUUGAUGAAACCCUUCGAGACCGGUCUUCGAGACGAUAUUCUCGCAGCGAAUUUGCGACCCAUUCUUCGAUCAUCCCCGUUGACAGAUGAAGACUUAAUGAAAAACGUCAACGAGUUGGCAUCCCAACAAGCGGAAAGACAAAACAAGCUUGCAUCUGAAAGAAGGCUGCCAAAAUUAACUCAUGCGAAGUUGAUGAGUCGAAGAAAUCUAUUGACAGCAACCAACAAAUUCUGGCAGAAAUUCGGGAAAUGAGGAUGGAAGUAGAAAAUCUGAAACGACAACAAGCCACUCGAAGCGAUUACGUACCGAAAGACAAUACAACGAUCGGGGACCACCGAAAAUCACGCGGUUCCGUGGACGAGGAUGUCAAGCUUGCAAAAAAACGUAAACUUGGAGCCACAUGCAGACACUGUUUCGCACGUGGAGAGUUGGGACACAUCGCUUCAGAGUGUGAGAAGAAUAUAUUUCGACAGAAUCAGGGAAACGGAAGGACAGGGAUUAGCCGAAGAAAAGAAAGUGUCCCAUCAGUGCAACGGCUGCAAUCAAGUUUUGGAGCAGAUUUUUUGGCGUUGUGAAUGUUGUAAGCUUGUAAACUACUGUGGUGCGAAGUGCCAACAAAAUCAUUGGCCACAGCAUAGAACAUUGUGUAACGCGAUUAAGCAGCAAAUCCAAAAUAGGAAACAGACGGCAGAAGACGCGACUUGGGGUAUUUUCGUCAGCCAUCUGACUCCAAAACAACACCAAAAGAUAGUUAGCCUGGUAGGCAGGAGAUGUUCAAUCAAAGCAAAGCUUAACGGGAAAAGAGCAGAGAUUCUGUGGGACACCGGGACCUAAAUCUCUAUUGUUUUGGUCAGCUUCACAAAGAGGAACUUUCCUAACGUGUUGGUUAGAGAUAUUAGUGAAUUACUGGUUGCCAACGGUAGUAGCAUACCGUACAAAGGAUGGGUUGAACUGGAUCUCCAAAUUGGCGAUUCUGAGCAAGGACUUUCCGUUGGCUUUCUAGUAGCAAGUGAAGAAAUGUAACUUUCAUUGAUUGGCUUCAAUGCAAUAGAACACUUGAAAAAGUCAAUAAUCUGCAAGGUAAGGAGAUGGCAAUUGGAAACUGCUUUAUUUGGUGGAAAUGUUUCUGAUGUGACUGCUCUUUUUGAUCUCGUGAACGGAGUAAACCACGAUGAAUGAUGCCUUGUAAAACCUCGGGAAAAUCUCUUAAAAUGAGCUGAAAAGUGAAUACUGGUCCCCUAGGUAAACCCACACCAGUUUUAUUCGAAGCUGAUGAGAACGGUCAGUGGCCGUCUGGUCUCCACGUUUCGGACACAAUGUUGACAGCAACGGCAGGGAAAUCUAGCCGAGUGGAAGUAGAAGUAAAGAAUACGACCAAGCAUGACAUAGUAUUACGGAACAGAACGGUGCUGUAGCGCCUACAACUUAUUCAAUCAGUGACUCCAGUCAAGGUGAAAUUACAGACAGAUAACGAUGAAAAGUCGUGUUCCAAAUUAAAUGAAGAAGCUAAAUUCCCUAACAACAAUGAUGACCACCAAACAGCGAACUGGCCAUAACACUUGGACAUGUGGAUUUGGGAGAUUUGAACAGUGAGGAAAUAAAAGCUGGCACGCAGCUGUUUAUCGAAGACGCUGAUGUUUUUGCCAUAGAUGAUAAUGAUGUCGGGUGCAUCACAGAGCUUCAAAUGGAUAACAAACUCAACGAUAGCACACCUGUUCAGAAGAAGCAUAUCGCUCUGCCCCGACCACUAUAUCCAGAGGUGAAAGCAUAUAUCGAAGACUUGUUGAAUAAAAAACUUUAUUCGCAGAUCGACUUCAUCUUAUAG
Messenger RNA from Paramuricea clavata, 2345 nucleotides. NCBI's taxonomy places the organism in Eukaryota, Metazoa, Cnidaria, Anthozoa, Malacalcyonacea, Plexauridae. The record is from the annotation of a GenBank genome assembly.